Messenger RNA from Colletotrichum higginsianum IMI 349063, 357 nucleotides. Its product is annotated as Duf1337 domain-containing protein. The coding region runs from base 1 to 357 and encodes 118 amino acids. Lineage: Eukaryota; Fungi; Ascomycota; Sordariomycetes; Glomerellales; Glomerellaceae. Gene Ontology annotation, cellular component: Swi5-Sfr1 complex; Swi5-Swi2 complex. The record is from RefSeq and is a predicted model, not a curated record. The transcript has 2 exons. Gene Ontology annotation, biological process: meiotic DNA recombinase assembly involved in reciprocal meiotic recombination; meiotic joint molecule formation; double-strand break repair via homologous recombination.
AUGUCUUUGCCCUCAAUUAGUACAGCAACACAUGAUAUUCAUUCGGUUGUUGCCAUGGAUUCCACUGCCGUCCGUUGUAAUGUUCAGGAGACUGGCGAUGACGGACGCACCGCAUCUUUGCAUCAAGUCACUCAGCAUACAAAUGGAAAUGAAAACGAUGCAAAAAUGAGAGAGAAAAAAGAAAAAGAUUUCGAGGAGGCCUCAGCAGUCGUCGCGCGGCACGUCAAGCUGCUGCGCGAGUACAACGAGAUGAAGGACGCCGCGCAGCAGCUGAUGGGCAUGGUGGCCGAGAAGAGGGGCGUCACGGUCGGGAGUCUGUACGAGACGGGCGAGUUCGGCGUCGGGCCGAAGGAUUGA